UGAUUAAGGAAAAGACAUCGUCCUUGACUGCCACAGGCAUCACGGAGGAGGUGAUAAGCAAUGGAAAUUAUUGCCCGUGUGUACUCGUAUCGCUUCCACCUGUUGCAUUCAAAGCAUUGCGUUUCACUUGAAAAUUAUUAGCCUCAUUGUCAAAAGUCAUGUUGAAAUCUAAUUAAUAAAAUCACUCACACUUGGCCAGAUAGAGGUUCUUCUCUUUUUCUCUCCUCACAACAGCUAGUACUUCUCUUUUGUAGCAGGAACUCACUAAGUGCUGGUGCUUAAUAUGGUGGUAGAUAUUGGCAGAUUUUUUAUUAUGCUAUGUAAUAAAUAUAAAACUAAUAUGUUUUGUUAUGCUAUGAAAUAAACACGCAAUUAAUAUGUUCUUAAUUUAUAGGUGUCUGGAUGGCAGAUCAUUCAACCUUCUCUUUCUUGAGUUGUCUACUCUGCCAUUAUCUUCCACUCAUUUCUGCUUCCUUUUGUGAUUCAUUUAUAGAAAGGGAAGUGGAGUCGAGUAAAAUCCCCCCCGACAUCGUGCAAGUAUACAUUAAUGAUUGUACUGUAAAAAACAUCACAUACAACAAGAACGAUCUUCAAAGACUCCGUUUACUCAACCUCUCCUCUAAUUGUAUCAGGACUUUGCCAAAUGAUGUUCUUUCACAUCUGAAAAAGAAAUGCCUGAAAGAGCUUCCAAGAUUCCUUCUUAACUCUACCCUACAAGGAAUUACGCUGGUCUGCACCUGUGAAUUCAUUAAGGGCCACACCACACUACUAAACACUGCUUGUGCAGAAAUGUUGAAAAGCUGUGGAAAUACUUCAUUGGCCGUUUCUAUAGGACUUUCCCUUCUUUUACUGUUGUUGAUCUGUGGAAUUGGGUGUGUUUGGCACUGGAAACACCAUAACCCAGUGCAAUUUACCUUACCAAGGUUUUUGCAGAGGAGAAGCAGCAGGAGAAAAGACUAUGCUAAAACGCUCUCAGAUCCCCUCACUGUCAGCUCAAGGCAUAAAAUCUCAGUUCAGACCCAAGACUAUACAUCUACUGGGAGAGGGGUUAACAUGUAUGACAACUAUGAAAAUGUGCAAGUCGGUCCUCCCAGAGCUAAAGAAGAAACUGAUAAGGAACUAUAUGAGAACACUCGGCCCACCAAUUUCGAGGAGCAUAUCUAUGGAAAUGAGACAUCAUCUCAAUAUUACAACUUCCAGAAGCCUAGCACUUCUGAAGUCUCUCAAGAUGAAGACAUAUAUAUUCUUCCAGAUUCAUAACUUUUCAAAACACUGGGUUCAGUUAUUAGAGGAUAAAUAUUCACUGGGACUUUUAUUGUACUUAUGCCAUUGUUAAUCCUGUUCUUCGAGUGAAACUCAACGAUCUUUUGUCUGUCUCCACCCUUCUGAACCUUCUCUCUGUGUAUCACUGUGGGUUAAUUCCAGGGAUCCCCUUUACCCUCAUUUUGCUAGAUUAAUUCUGCAUUGUGUUAUAUUGAUUCUUCCUUCUGUUACCUGUUAUCUUUUUCUUUUAUUUCUCUCUCUACCAUCUUUUCUGGCUCAAGAUUGCUGUCAGUCUCCUAACAAGUCUUUCUGGCUCUAGUGUCUACACAUUCACCCAUGAUGUUGCCAGAUUUAUCUUCAGAAAAUAUUUCGAAUGCUGCAUCACUCCUUUGCUGAAACCUCUUAGUGUCUCCUCUUUGCAAACGACAUACUAUUUAUAAUUUUUUUUAAUUUUUAAAAUGUUUUAAAUUUAUUUUUCAAAGAGAGAGAGAGACAGAGUACAAGUGGGAGAGGGGCAGAGGGAGAGGGAGACAGAAUCCACAAAGCAGGCUCCAGGCUCUGAGCUGUCAGCACAAAGUCCAAAACGGGGCUCAAACCCGUGAACCACAAGAUCAUGACCUGAGCCAAAGUCAGAUGCUCAACCAACUGAGCCACCCAGGCGUCCCAAUGUACUAUUUAUAAUCUAACUCUAGGACUUAUGAUUUCCCACAGUUGGUUCCAGUUUACUUUUCCAGUGACUCCUAGUAAUUUCUCACUUGACUGCUUUCCUCAUAAUCAUAUGAGAAUUGCCAGACCCAUCCCUCCUCCAUGGCUUUGUUGGUCUGCCCCCUUUCAAGCCUGCCUCGUAUGGUAACUUCUUCCACAUGUCUUCUGAGUUAUUCCAAACCUGCCUUUACCUUUUUCUUUUCUUAUUUCCUAUAGAUUUUUCUGCCUGUUUAAGUCUCUGGGAAUUCAAACAUAUGAAUGUUUUCUAUGGCAUUUUACUAUUUAAUGUCAUAUGAGAAUGUCUUAAAUUCCUUGCUAAGUAAUAAGGAAGUGCCUCAUAUUCAUAUUUUAACUCCAGUGCCUAGACCAUUAUAUGAGGCAAUCAGUAUUGGUCAAUUGACAAGAAUUAAGGUGUGUAUUUUGCUCAGCAGUUUGGAGAAAAAUCUAAUAAAUUCAUUCAUUCAAGAAAUAUUUUUCAAGUACCAUCUAUGUACUUUUACUCGGCACAUGGAAGGGGUAAAACGUAUAAAGAAAGACAUGGGUCUUGAAUGCAUAUUGUCUAGUAGGAAAGAAAAGAAAAUAAACAAAUAUGCUACUUCUUAAGCUGUAGUAUCUUAUCCCUGAAGUCUUCCUUUUAUCUGCUGUCCUGAAUUGAUCAGGCUGAGACUCUGCAAGCUGUAUUUUUCCUUUGCCAAGUGGACCCAUAUAGGGCUCUGUUCAAAGGGAGCACCGUGGAAGACUGGUAGACGAUUGGAACCAAAAGGGACUUACUCUUUCUCCUUGCGGCCCCGGCAGGGACCAUUGCCAUGUAAUUUACUCCAGCAUCACCAGUUCUUUGCAUUUUCUAGUUUCUUCCGGCAUUCCCAGAAUCAGCUCAAUUGCACACUGUCAGAGGUAAUGAGCUCACCUUAGAAUCUGAGAGGCAGCUCUUCAGAGCCUCCUCUGGAGGAGACAGAUGAGACCCUCUGAGCUUCAAGUCCAAGCCCGAGGCAUGGGUGCUCUCUCCUGCAGUCACUGUCUUUGUGGCACCUCGGUGUCCUCUUUAUAUCCUUCCAGUCAACUAAUACCUUUUUGCUAAUUCUCUGUAUUAAAUUCUCCCUCUUAAACUGGUAAGCUUUCUGUUUCCCAGGGUGGACCCCAGUAUACAAAUAAAAAUGCUUUGAAGAAAAAAAAAAAAAAACUUUUGUUUUUGAGAGCAAUAGGGUUGGGUAGGGAAGAAUUUUAAUGGAAUGGUCAAAAGAGGCCUCUCUGAAGACACACUUAAGAUGGGACUUAAGGUGAAAGGAGUUAUCCGUGAAAGUGUGAGAUGGGUAGGGGUGUGAAAAGCUUUUGCAUUUAAUUUAGACAGGGGUGGCUGCAGUGCAGAUAAAGCCAUUGACAUAGCUACCUUAAUCUUUGGAGGAACUGCCACAGGACUUACUGAUGGACUCAGUAUGUAUGUUUGGUAGGGAAGGGUUAAGAUUGGGGAUUGUAACAGAGAAGUCUAGAAGAACCACCUUAUUUCUGGCUGGAGCAGCAGGGGCAAUUAUAAAGCAUUUCAGUGAGAUGAGGAAGACUUACAGUGGAAACUGUUUUGGAGGCUGUGUCAGGCAUGACUUGGGCUCCCAGUAACAGAAAAGCUGACUACAUUGACUUAGACAUGUACACCUUCAUUUAUUUCAAAUAAUGUGGACACUGAAGUGAGGCACUUGAAGGCUAGCGUAUUAGGCUAACAGUACCAUCAGCAAUCCAUGUUCUUUCUCUAUUUUCUCUCUGCCAUCCUUAGUGCUGUAAGUUUCAUCCUCAUUUGUAUUAGCUCAUGAUCACCAAAUGAUUGUGGAACGUGCAAGCCUUACAUUUGUGUUCUGGUCCUGAAGGAUAAAAGGAAAAGACCACAUCAGGAGAUACCUAUUUAUAUGUCAUUGACCAGAAUGGUGUUACAUGCAUACAUGGAUACAACCAGGUAUGAGUGGAGGAGAAAUUGAAUUUUGACCUUUGAUAGCCUCAUAGGAAAGGAGCCAAGGGAAAAAGAAAGUUGUAAAUAGAAUUUAAGUCAGUCAACCUACUACCAAAGGGGAAAAAUCAAUUUUGGACCUGUUUAUUCUGACAUGUCCUGACACCCAAGUAAAAAUCCCCAAUUUGCAGUUGUAUAUACACAUUUGAAAUUUGGAGGAGAGCUCCUAAGUGGAUAUGUACAUUUGAGAGCCAUCAGCAAGCAUUUAGGUGGUAUCUAGAGGAACAGGGAUUUAUGUGAUGACCUGGAGCAAAGAGUAGAGAACCAAUAGAAAAAGGGAUGCAAUGCAGAAGUCCCCCUCAAACUGCAGUAUUCUGAUGUUAGGUCAAUGAGGAGAAUAUAGCAA
Panthera uncia (snow leopard) is the source of this 4307-nucleotide messenger RNA. It is a transcript of the gene GAPT, whose product is annotated as GRB2 binding adaptor protein, transmembrane. Gene Ontology annotation, molecular function: protein binding. Lineage: Eukaryota; Metazoa; Chordata; Mammalia; Carnivora; Felidae. The record is from RefSeq and is a predicted model, not a curated record. The coding region runs from base 403 to 1260 and encodes 285 amino acids. The transcript has a single exon. Gene Ontology annotation, cellular component: membrane.